AUGCUGUUCACCACAGUCCUUACUGCUCUACUUGCACCAGCGUUGACGGUCUCCGCCUACCGUGGGAGUCGAGAUCGGCAGACUACAACUACUUCUUCGUCCGCAACAGCACGGCCGACUCCCGUGUGGGGACCAGCAGGAGUAGCAAGUCCACCAUGGCCGUCAGUUGGAGGAAAUGACUUCCCAUGGCCGUCAGCUGGAGGACCAAUUCCGCCAUGGCCAUCAGCGGGAGCGGCAGGUCUACCACGGCCACCAGCAGGAGGUGUGAUCCCGUCAUGGCCGCCGUCAGGAGGACCAAAGCCACCAGGAACACCAGCAGGAGGAUCAGGCUCACAGCGGCCACCAGUAGGAGGCGGUGGUCCUCCAAGACCACCCGCAGGAGGAGUGCCCACAAGUAGACCUACACCACCACACUCCAGUACCAGCUCGAGCAUCACCUCCAGCACCGUCUAUGUCUCCAGCACCAGCUCAAGCGUCAGCACCAGCACCGCCUCCAGCACCAGCUCGACGUCUAGCUCGCCCCCCUACCCUACCCACGGAUCAUGCCACUACAAGCUCCUACCGUUCUGCACCGCCAACAGCACCGAACCCUGCAAUGGCGGCGAAGUCUGCCUCCGCAACGCCGAUGCCUUCCCCAUGCUCCUGCAAGAAGCCCACAACUUCUCGUCCUUCAACUUCAUUGCCUGCUCCGGCGCAAACACCUCCGACUGUGACGCCAGUCAAGUACAUUCCUCUGGUUAUGGCAGCCCGGAUCUGGUGACAAUCACUAUCGGUGGCGACAACAACCAAGCCUUCUUGGGACUCAUUGUGAAUUGUGUGUAUCAGCGGGACGAGACGUAUUGCCAGUAUGCGAUUCAGAAUGCUUGGCUGACGGUCUCCCAACUUCCUAGCGACCUCAAGACCCUCUUCACGGAUAUCAAGACCACCAACGCUGCCGGGCUUUACGACCGUCGUGUAGCGGUGGUGGGCUACCCGAAGUUGUGGUCCACGACGAAUAGCACUGCGUGUCAGCAGCCGGUGUUGGCGCAGGUGCCGAUGGCGGAGAGGCAGGCUAUGAAUAAUCUUGCGGACGCUGUCAAUGGCGUGCUGAAGCAGGCAACAGAGGCGAUGGGAUUCGGGUGGAGCUUCGUGGACGCGGAUUCAAAUUUCCAUGGCAAGCGACUUUGCGAUAAUGUUGCGGAGCCGCUAUUCCAGUACGACUUUGCGACGGCGCUGUAUGGCGUGUUUCAUCCGACUGCGGCAGGCCAGGAGCUGCUCUAUAAGGCCGUCGAGAAGAGCAUUGGGUGCGCGUAG
This is a messenger RNA of Cyphellophora attinorum, 1293 nucleotides long. RefSeq names its product Lipase 1. Gene Ontology annotation, molecular function: hydrolase activity, acting on ester bonds. The transcript is spliced from 2 exons. The record is from RefSeq and is a predicted model, not a curated record. The coding region runs from base 1 to 1293 and encodes 430 amino acids. Lineage: Eukaryota; Fungi; Ascomycota; Eurotiomycetes; Chaetothyriales; Cyphellophoraceae.